UCACCUACCGUUUUCUUUCUUUUUAGCCUCUCUCUAAUUCUCAACUUCACACGCCAUUUUCAAUUCUUUUUACUCUCUUCCUUUUCCUUCUGCUUCUUCAUACUAUCCUCACUGUUAAUGGAGGAAUAGUAUAGGAUUUAUUUUUGUCCUUUUGUAUUGUGCCUUAAAAUUUGUGCUCAAUAAAGAGUUACUGUAUUCUCCGCUACUGUUCUUGGAGCUUUUAGGCGGGAUAUAUUUUGGGGUUUUGAGCAGAGAAAAAUUACUCAAGUUUGGAGGCCUUGUGCAUUUGGUUCUUGAAGUAUUUCCCCUUGAAAAAGCACAGACUUCAGGGGAAAAAGUUUCUUAGAAUAUAGAGUGAUGGGGCCUAAUUUCAUGGAUGAAAUUGAAUGUGGAAACUUCUUUGAUCAGAUUGAUGACUUGAUUGAGUUCCCUACUGAAAAUGAGUGUGCUGGUAGUAGCGUUGUUGUUGAUGGUGAUAUCAAGGAUUUUCCGAGCAUUUGGGACAAUGUGUUGCCAGAUACUGACCCCCUUUCCUCCGGCAGCAAUGGUAGUGCUCCAUCCGACCUCUCAACUGAGCUUGCUGUUCCGUAUGAAGACAUUGUACAGCUAGAAUGGCUUUCAGCAUUUGUGGAGGAUUCCUUCUCGGGUGGAGGGUCGACCUUUGGAAAGGAGAAUAUGUGCGUUAACACGGAGCCAUCACACAACCAGUUCCAAAUAUCGAGCCCUAUUUCUGUACUUGAGAACAGCAGCAGCAGCUCCUGCACUGGGGGGAGGAUUAUGCCUCUCAGUCCGAGUCACCGGGGUCCACAACGUGCUCGAAGCAAGCGUCCUCGUCCGGCAACUUAUAAUCCUCGACCUGCAAUCCAACUCAUUUCCCCUCCGUGUUCUUUCAUCGAGACUCCCCGGCCAUUUGUUACUCUUGGAGUUUCUUCAGAAUCUGAGAACUUUGCAGAGUCUCGACCAAUGAAUAAGAUCCCCAAACUGGCUUCCAGAGUGGAAAAGAAGAAGAAGAAAACCUCACCCGAGGGGAAUGAGAAUGCUCCAACACAAGCCGUUAGGAAAUGCUUGCACUGUGAGAUAACAAAGACUCCCCAGUGGAGGGCUGGCCCAACGGGGCCUAAAACACUCUGCAAUGCAUGUGGCGUCCGCUACAAAUCAGGCCGAUUGUUCCCCGAAUAUCGUCCCGCUGCAAGUCCUACAUUCAGUCCAACUUUGCACUCGAAUUCUCACAAGAAAGUCAUCGAAAUGAGAACCAAGAUUGGGGAACGUUCUGUAGCAAAUACCCAAACGGCCACCAAACCAGAGUUCGUGACAAAAUGAUGCCAUUCUAUCACAGGUUCUUUCAUUUGUUUGUUUAUUGGUUCUUUGUACAGUGAUGCAAUGGGUGGUCAGGAGCACUAGUUUACGAUAUUUAGCUGAGUAGAAAGGAGAUGAUGCUAAGAGAAUCAGAAAUGGUUAGAGAGAUUACAAUGGAGUGUUUAGGUCUUAUUAUAGCUUCGUGGUCAGUGUUCUUUUAUUUCCCUCUUUUGGGGAUUCCUUUUGCAGUUAAUUUGUUGUAGGAAUUUCUUUAAUUAGUAAUGAGAUUGAAUUAGUACUUCUUGAAUGGUU
Messenger RNA from Olea europaea var. sylvestris, 1608 nucleotides. Its product is annotated as GATA transcription factor 8-like. Gene Ontology annotation, biological process: positive regulation of DNA-templated transcription. Gene Ontology annotation, cellular component: nucleus. The transcript is spliced from 4 exons. NCBI's taxonomy places the organism in Eukaryota, Viridiplantae, Streptophyta, Magnoliopsida, Lamiales, Oleaceae. Bases 358 to 1320 code for a protein of 320 amino acids. Gene Ontology annotation, molecular function: sequence-specific DNA binding; zinc ion binding. The record is from RefSeq and is a predicted model, not a curated record.